AUGCAAAAGCCAAUAAUUUUAAAUAAAUCAAAAACAGAACCUCCAAACAAUGAACUUGCUUUUUAUCACCUUUAAUAAAGUGAAGUAAUAGAACUGUAAUAUUUAUAUGCAGAAGUUGAUAUAGAAUAAUUAAAUGGAUCAUGCAUAGGAGGAGAUAAAUAAGGCUUUAAAAUUGGAUCCAAAAUAUGCAGAAGCUUAUUAACUGAGAGGUAGUGGAGUGAUAUUAAUUACAUUUAGGACUGAUUCAUUUUAAAAAAGAGGAAAAGCUUAAGGCAUUAGAUGAUCUAAACUAAGCCAUCUUCCAUAAUCCAAGUUUGGUUAGCAGCUUCUAUCACAGAGGUAUUUCGAAAACUGAUAUAGCUACAAUCUAUUAGAAAAAUUAAAUGCUAGACAAAGCUUUAGAGGAUUGCGAUCUGGCAAUAAAAUUGAAUCCUGAUUAUGCGUUGGCUUAUAGCAAAAAAGGUUUUUAUAACUUCUUAGUAACAAAGGUUCAUUGAUGAAGAUCAAAGGAAGAUUAGAUGAAGCUCUAGAUUUGUACUCCAAGGCAAUUGGUCUUGAUAAAAAUUGUGCCAAUGCGUUUCUGCACAGAGGUAACUUGAGAAUAUGAAAGUAAGCUCUUCUAUUUAAGGAAAUUCGCUAACUCGAAAAAGCACUUAAGGAUUAUAAUUAGGCUAUUGAAAUCAAUCAAAAUAAUCCUAAUGCAUAUUUUAAUCGAGGUGAAUAAAAGAUUUAUGAUUAGGAGUUUUAUUGAAGGAAAUUGGAGAGUACGAAUAAGCUCUUUAAGAUUACAAUAGGGCAAUCUAGUUAAAUCCAACAAAUUCCAUAACUUUUUUGAAUAGAGGUAAAUCGAGAUAUAAUAAGGUGUUUUAUUGAGCAAUAUGAAUCAGAAAGAAAGAGCUUUAAAAGAUUAUGACAAGGCUAUUGAAAUUAAUCCAGAAUAUUCUAAUGCUUAUUUGAAUAGAGGUAUAUAUUUGUUAAUGAAUAGCUCUUUUGCUUUGUGAUAUGGAUUAGAUUGGCAAAGCAGUUAAGGAUUGCAAUUCAAUCAUAAAGAUUAACAAACACGAUGCAAAUGCUUAUUUUAACCGUGGUAUUGAAUAUUUUGAAAAGAGGGUUUUUAUUUGAUAAGUUGGAUUAGAGACAGCAAGCACUUGAUGACUACACUUAAACAAUAGAAAUAAAUCCAAAAGAUUCUAGGGCAUUCAUAAAUAGAGGUGAAAAUUUAAUGAAAACGUAGGCCUAUUGCAUUGGAGAAUGCAAGAAAAAGAAAAAGCAAUGAAAGACUGUUUUACUGCCUUAGAAAUCUGUCCGAACAAUCCUCUUUAUCUCACUAUAAUAGGUGAUUUAUAUUUUCAGGAUUUAUAAUAUGAAAAAGUGCAUUAAUAUUUCAAUGAGGCUUUGAAAAACAUUGAAGGAAUGCAACCUGAGGAUUAAACUAAAUGGGGUUUGUCAGAUGGCAAUAUCAGUUUCAUUAAAAUAAAACUUUAGAUUCUAUAAGAAAUAGAGCGUGACAUCAUAUUAGCAAAAAAGCAAAUAUCCCAAUUGCCUAUGAUUUCUGCAUAAGAUCAGAAUUAAGCAAAUGAAUAUUUCGAGAGAGUUGAGAGAAUCGGAAGGUCAGUUUCUAUAAUAGUUUCACCAAACAAUGAAUCAUAGAAACCAGAAAUGCAAUAGAAUAUGAUCAAAUAAUUCUAAGAGAUGUAGUAGCAACUUAAAUAAUUACAAUAAUAGUUGUAAUAAUAAAAUCAAGUGAUUAACAAGAUUUAAAAUUUAGAUAACUUCUAACUAGAAUUUAUGAUGGAAGAGUUGAAGAAACCAAGAAAUAAGCAUCAGUUUAUAUAUUAUAAAUCAUUAUUUUGGAGAUUGUACUUCUAUAUGCAUGCGAUGUAGGAACUCUCUACAAAUCUAUUUUAAGUCAAUAAAGAAGCCUUUGUUGAAAGUACUUCAGAAAAGGUUGCAAGCAUAUUAUAGAAGGUUUUUAAGGUUGGAUCAAAAGCUUUAGAGCAAUUACCAAUUAUUGGAGAGGCAUUCAAUAUAAUUAAUUCUGCAUUAGAUUUUGGAAUAGAAUAUCAAAAAGAUGCUAAGUUUAAAAGAAGGAUAAUUCGUUUGACUAAUAUUAUGAAAGUAUUUGCCAUAACCCCUUCAGAUUUAGAGAAAGAAGUAUAAUUUGCAGCUAUAGAGUUAAGUAAAUUGUAGGAACCUGGGAUGAAGGAAAUCCCUAUGUCUAAAUUCACAUAAUUUGUGGAAAAAUUAUCUGUACUAGAAAAUAGUUAAGAAGAGUAUAGCAGAGAUCCUUAUUGGAAGAAAGGGACAGUAGAUUCAUUGAUAAUCUUGAAAUAUUUAGAGGAUAAUAAUGAUGUGAUUAUUUUGGAAGAUUAGCAUAAAAAACUUAGGCAGGUAUUCAUUGAUGCCAUUCUAAAAAAUCAAAAUUCAUCUUCGAAUACAAUGAAGAAAUCAGAGAAGUAGAUCUCUAAAGACAAGGAAGAAAACGAUAAAUGUAAAAUAUAAUGAAU
Paramecium octaurelia is the source of this 2507-nucleotide messenger RNA. The record is from the annotation of a GenBank genome assembly. NCBI's taxonomy places the organism in Eukaryota, Ciliophora, Oligohymenophorea, Peniculida, Parameciidae.